This is a messenger RNA of Anopheles nili, 2130 nucleotides long. RefSeq lists its product as uncharacterized. The coding region runs from base 1 to 2130 and encodes 709 amino acids. Lineage: Eukaryota; Metazoa; Arthropoda; Insecta; Diptera; Culicidae. The transcript is spliced from 2 exons. The record is from RefSeq and is a predicted model, not a curated record.
AUGUCGUUCAAGUGUUUGGCCCACUGGAAAUUUUCAGAUGAAAAUGUAUACCCCAUUUUCAUAACCAGUUUCACAACAAUUUUAACAGAACAACAAAAAACCGUAAUAAUGGUAGCAUGUGACGAUCAAGUUGUUUCUCUUUCAGUUCCAAGUAUCGAUCGUGCGCUUAGUGUAAUGAAUGUUCCAUUAGAAUUUAGCCGGUGUGAUUUGCCAUACACAGGGUUAUUACGUGAAUUGCGAGCAUCUGACUCGACUGCAAUUUGCUUGGCAUCGGAUGGCAAAAUGAUGGUGUAUGAUUUCACGCAAGGUAUAUUCGUUAAAAUCAUGGAUUGUAGUCAUAUUCGACACGUCAAACCCGGAAACAAACAAGGCGAAUGGAUAAUCAUCAGGCAAUCGGAGAACGGAGAGAUGCUGUUGGAAGUGAUUGAAAUAUCUGAAAAUCUCACUAAGCACAACAUUCUGAAGCGGUACGAGUUACUAGUGGAAUGCAGCGACAAUGGAACCCGAUACUUAGUCCACAAGUUCUCCGUCAAUGCAACAAACGAUCGAUUUUUGGGAAACUUUCUUGCAUUCACAAAACUUUCAAUCGGAGAUGAAAUUUUCCUGAUAGCGAUAAACAACAAUCUCUACUGGCUGCAGCAGCAAGAUUCUGGCGAAAGCGAUAUGAUAGUGGUGCGUUGUUUUGCCUCUAGCAUAAUGGAUAUCGAUUUCUUCGAGAACAGUCUCUGUCUGACGGUCCUACUAGAAGCCGGCUUACUGGUCGUCUUCAGGCAAUCUUCAAACCCGGAGGCAUUGAUUGUAACCAGCUCUUCCGUCUACCUUCACGCUCCCAUUGAGGCUUAUGCUUUUGAUAAGAAUAACAACGCUUUACUGUACUCCAAUGGGGUGGGCAUGCACCGUGUCCAUUUUCACUACUCCGAAGAAACUAAACAAAUCGACACUGAAAUGGAAGACAUUCAUCUGCGAGGGGUUUUGGCGAUUACGCUGCUCGAUACUAAAUCGUUGGCACUGCUUGUCACCGAGAAUAAUCAGUUCUACUACAUGAACUGCAAGGAUAAAAUGAAAAUUAACCAAACGGAAGCAUCGAAAAUGUUUCUGCUGCCAGGUAACGUGCGAAAUGUUUCGCACCGUGUAACGAGACGACUCACCGAGGAAAUUGAAUUAGAUAAACGGCUUGAAGAAGCACUACAAAUUGAACAAGCCAAGUUUGAUGUGCUAGCUCUACAUAGGAAUAGAAGCAUUUUUGGAGGGCUUUCCCGACUUACGAUUAACUUCCAGAAUGAUAUGCCGCCAAGAAAAGCACCGGCAUUCGUAAUAGGUAUGCAAGGCGAAAAUGUUUGUUUAUUUGCUAGUGUGAAGAUAGAAAUUAAUCUGGGGAUCUUUCAGCUGCUCUUGCAGCAAAAACGAUGGCUUGUUAGCAUUGAAUAUAACGGGAAUACUAGUGUCCGCCCAGUGCAUGAAACGUUUACCAAAGAUGGUGUACUCCAUGCGGUGGUGUUUGUUCACAAAAGCGAUCUAAUGAACGGUUUGCCAAAUUUCCACGUCAUUCUUUUGGCAGCAGUACGACAUGGUAACGAAAAUCUUCUGUUGACGAUUCCAAUACCGUAUUCUGGUAAUUCAGUCGAAGAAGAUGCAACCAAUCUGAUACAACAGGCAGGCUCAUGGCUAAGUGCUGUUGAGAACCGCGUUGCGUUACCAAUCAUCGGAAUAUUAUCUCAAAAUAAUCCCUAUCCGAUGGAGAAGCGAAAAGGGAACGGCAUUUUAACGUACUCCAUUCGCAAUGAGCAAUCGAAAACGAAGGCUAUUAGUUUUUCUAGUGUGUUGGAAAGUAAUGACCACGACAGUUGGUGGGCGUUGGAUGAGGCUAUUAGCAUUCGUUGGCAUGGUAAAAGGUCAGUGAUUUGUCUGAAAACAUGUCAUCCGGUAGCACUGGAUCUGGUGAAACGUUACCUGCUAGACGAAGAAGAGUAUGGUGCUGAAAUCGAGCUGAUUAGAGAGAAAUUAAAGGGUCAGUUUCUUGAGCUGCAAGCGGUCACCGAUCCGUCCCUUAUAGUUCAGUUGUAUCGAAGGAUAAGAAACAGCGAUUCCAUCGAUGUAGAACUAUCAUUAAACUUAUCAAAUCCAAGCUAA